Molecule: messenger RNA, 1770 nt
Organism: Symbiodinium sp. CCMP2456
Lineage: Eukaryota; Dinophyceae; Suessiales; Symbiodiniaceae
Source: the annotation of a GenBank genome assembly
GAGUUCAAGGAGGCCUAUCUGGACAUGCUGCUCUCGGACGAGUUUGUGAAGCUGCUCAAGUACGAGGAACGUGCGCAUGAGGCCAUCCGAGGCUUCGUCAGGGGAGUCUGUGCCAACUAUCAGCAGAAUGCUCGCGCUCUGCAGGAGAUGGAAGCAUGCCCCAUGUUGUCUGCCGUGCCAGAAGGUGCCAAGCGCUUCAACGACAUUUGCCGAUGCUUAGCGCACCUCCUGAACACCCCGGUGGCAGGUGAGCCCACGAACCACACGGACGUCUACCGGCUCACCAAGUACGAAGGUUCCGAGCUAUGCGAGCGGACCAUCCGAGAUCAGUUGCUGAGAGCCAACUCAUCCUGGCGCUCCUUGGUUGACGAGAUUGUGAGGACCGCCGGCAAGGCAACCUUGUUGGCCGCGCCGCGACGAGAGCUGGAAGCAUUGCUGAGCCAGGAUACCUUGUCAGCGGAUGAUGUAGAGAAGGCCAUCAGUCUUUUCCAGACGUUGAAGGCCUCUCUCAGGGCAAUGGAGCUGGAGACCAUCAGCGCCGGCUUGCUCCGCCAGCUGGACGCCACAGCUGCUCUGUUGCUGGACGGCCAGCAUGCCUCGAAGGGGUCCGCCCUUGUGGACCACUUGCUUGUAGGCUUGAACAUGUUUACAGCCAAGCCAGGGGUGCUCUCGAAGAUCCAAGAACUUCAAGACCACAUGACCCGGAAUCGUUCGGCCGUGGCUAUGCGAGACUUGGUGGAGCUCAUCGAGAAGAACCUCGCAGCAUGGCAGCUGGACUGCGCUCGAUUGAAGCAGUUGGUCUUGAAAUGCAAGGACGAGCCCGUUCCCACAGAACUCGAGCAGAGCAUCGUCUUGGGUGGUGCGAUCGACGCCGCUGAGCUCAAGGUGGCGACUGCUGCGCUGGUCGGCAUGGGCAGCAUCUACAAGACCCUGGGCCGUGAGGAGAUCAUGGACAAGAUGCAGGAUUGGACCGCGUGCCUGCAAUCAGGAAUGCUUUUCGUUGCUGGGCUGAACAAGUUCGAGGGCCUCGCUGGUGAUCCAGCAGGGCGGUGGCGCAAGGACAAAAACAGCACGAUCUUGAACAACAUUCACCAGAGCUUCAAGAAGUUGCAGGUUUUCCAUGCAAAGCCAGAGGAUGAUGAGGGUGGCUUGGCUGACCCGGCUGCUGACAAUCUCUCCAGCUUCGACAUGGCCGAGGACUUCCUGCAGCUACCGAAGCUCGACGUGAUCCGGGAAGUCUUGCAGUGGCGAGCCGAGCAGAUGCUCAAGGACUUGAAUGACCAGUGCGAUGGCUUGGACAAGCUAUGCGGUGGCUUGACUGGGGCAUCCUGGAAACAGACACUUGCUUCCGACGCUCCGCUGCAGCAAGUGAAGGAGGCCGCAAAGACAAGCUUGGACACGAUCGAUGGCAAGUUGUUGCGCGCUGCUAGCACGAAGUUCGAGAAGGCGGUUGAGGUGGCAGAGGAGUUCUGCGACAAGUUCCCGGAGUUCCCGCAGCAGACGUCUUGCUUGAAUGGUGUGCCCGUUCUAGUUGCAGGCUGCCCGCGAGAAGCCAAGAUUCUCAUUACAGAGGCAUUCUUGCUUGCUGGCAUUGAGUCCUUCAACCAGUUGAGCUGCAAGGGAGACAAGGACAGCAAGGAGGCACAAAGCAUCCUGUCAGUCAUGCAAAGCCACCUUGCAUUCGUGGCUAACAAUAACAUGGGCAUCGGAGAUGCUGACCUGCAUCCCACUAUCUUGAAGGUUGCGCGCGACAUUGCAGUAGCAGCCUAG